AUGGAGGUUAAUAGACUUUUGGAUGAUGAACUCAGUUAUGAGUUAUCAAUAAGAAGUUUACCAAUUGAUGCAAAUGUACACACGAAAAGGGCUACGUUGAGAGAAGCUCUUAAAGCAGAAAGAGAGGGACAAAGAGAUUCUCCUAAGGUGGUUAAUAUAGACCCAUCUUUUGAGUUUUCGUUGUGCUCAGGGAAACUUAGCGAUCUGGAAGAAGGUAUAGAACAUUUUAAUGAACAGAACAGAACUAAUGAAUUUAAAAGAAUUAGUUCUCGUCUAACACAUGUUAAACUUAGACUUAACAGACUUCAAUGCAACGAAAAACAGGAAGCUCAAAGGAAUCAACUAUUAGAUUGGCACAAACGGUUACUAUUAGAAGUCAACAGGAUUUAUGAGAGCUUUGGGAAAGAUAAUCAAGUAGAGCACAUCUCACUUUUGGAUACUUCAGUUCCAUUGUUGCCUGAAAUUGUUCAUUCCGGGUCUCAUGAAUGUGGUUUGGUAAAUUCAGAAUCCUUAGCUGAAGAGCAUCCUAUUGAAGCUGCACUGUUUGGAGCUACUAAUAGUUCACCAACUGCAGGCAAUAGAGUUUCAUUCUUAAGGCAGGUUUUUGAAGAAAAUCAACAUGAUAGCACGAUACAACCACAAGUACAUUCUCAAAGACGUUCUAGUUCUCAGAUGGUUUUAAGCAGAAUGUCAGAUGGGAAUCAAGAGUAUAUGUCCAGUGUUAUAAAUAGACCACUUAAUUCAAGUAGAGAAAUGAAUUCUUCUGAAAAUCACAAUAGGCAUACGGAACCACAAACUGAUACAAGAUUAUCAAGGCACAAUUUUAAUAAUGGAAGUAGUGCAACAGUACCUACAAGGGAGAUUGAUAAUACUUUAGCUCGACAUUUUAAUCUGGAAACACCUUCAUCUAACUUCAACAGUAAAAUAAUGGAUUCGCUAGAUUUCUUAAAGCAUGAUGUUCAGAACGUUGAUAUAAGUAGAUGGAGAUUACAAUAUGAUGGAAUCUCGAGCGUUACUAGUUUUCUAGAAAGAGUGGAGGAACUCAGAGUUUCAAGGGGAGUAUCUAAAGAGAGACUACUUCGUUCGGCUCCAGAACUUUUUACCAAAGACGCCUUACUCUGGUACAGAAUGGGAAAUUUUACAUCGUGGGAUAAUCUGGUCCAGGAACUUAGGUCUGCUUUCCAGCCCCAUGACUAUGAGAAUUCCUUAUGGGAGGAAAUCCGAAGAAGAACACAGGGCUCACAGGAACGAGUUAUAAACUAUAUUUCAGUCAUGGAAAAUCUAUUCAAGAAACUAUUGAUCCCCCCUAACGAAGAAGAAAGACUGAAUAUCAUUCGUAGGAAUAUGCUUCCUUAUAUUCAGCAGGGCUUGGCUUUAACAAAAAUUAGCAACAUCAGUGAUCUUUGUUCAUUAGCCAAGGCUAUGGAAGCAAUGGAAACAAGGAUUCGACAAUUUUGCCCUCCUCCUUCAAGCACCAGACUUUUGGUAGAACCUGAAUUAGCUUAUAGAAAGCCGUCAACUCCUAUUUUUACGAGUCCGGUUACAACACCUGUGUUUACAGAAGAAGUUGCAAAUAGCGAUAAAUCUGAACAUUUGAAUAAGGCCCAUGCUGAAGGUUAUCAACGACCAUACUUGAGUGUCUCAAUUCUUGGAAAGGAUAUACUUGGAUUAUUGGAUAGUGGAGCAUCACGAACCAUUCUUGGAAAAUCUGGUUGGGAUGUGUUUAAAGACAUUUGCCCAUUAAAUGAAGAUAACAAGAAAUCAUGUAUAGUUGCUUCAGGUGAUUCAUGUGAAAGUAUAAGAUCUAUUACUGUACCAGUACGACAACUCAUCGCACCGAAUAUAGCACAGAAACAUUAUUUAGCGAAUGGAGCGGAAUACGAAUCAAAAAGGGACAUUGAGCACUGCUAUUAUCACGGGACCGUUCAGGACUAUCCAGGAGCGACAGCUGCCUUUCACACUUGCAAUGGUGUCAGCGGGGUUAUACACGUGGGGAACGAAACUUUUGUUAUUCACCCUUUUUAUGGAGGAGAUCUCUCGAAACAUCCUCACGUGAUCUUCGAAGCCCGCACAAAGGCGAGCAAAGGGUGCGCGAACUCUGGAAGUAUGGAAUGGAGGGUAAAUCCGCACUCUGGAUUUUUUCCUCAUAGUUUAAGAGCAAAACGAGACGUUCGUGAAGCAACAAAAUAUAUCGAAACUGCGUUGGUCAUCGAUAAAGCAAUGUUCGAUAAGAGAAACGGAAGCACCAGAAGUGAUGUCGUGCACGAUUCCAUCCAAGUGGCUAAUAUUGCUGACCUUUAUUUUAGGACGUUAAAUACCAGGGUAUCUGUAGUUUACGUGGAAACAUGGCAGGGAGCAAAUCAGGCAAUAAUUAAUCCAAACGAAGACAUCGGAAAAGCUUUAUCUAAUUUUAACGAUUACUCAGCCCGAAAACUGUUCAAAGUAGACAAAGACACCACCCAGCUACUCACUGGUGAAGUUUUUGUUGGCGGUGAAGCUGGUAUGGCAGUACCUGCGACUGUUUGUACUUCUAAGUCGGUGGGAAUCAGCGUAGACAUCAACACGUAUGAACCGCAUUUGCUAGCUGGAACAAUGGCACAUAUGAUAGGACAUAACAUCGGAAUGGGCCACGACGAUGGUAGGGAGGAAUGUUCGUGCAGAGAUUGGCACGGCUGUAUAAUGGCGCAAGCCAUCGUUGGUCAGGACAACGUCCAACCGUACAAAUUUUCAGAAUGCAGCAAAGAAGACUAUAUUGAUAGGUUAAGGACUGGAAACGGAAUAUGCCUUUUAAAUAAACCAAACGAGCUUGCGGAUCGCCGAACUUGCGGUAACAACAUAGUAGAAGACGGAGAAGAAUGCGACUGCGGAAGCAUCGAAAACUGCCACAAAAACAAUCCUUGUUGUGAUCCAAUCACUUGUAAACUGACCAAAGAGGCGCAAUGUGCCGAUGGUGUCUGCUGUGAAGACUGUCAAUUAAAAGAAAGGGGUAUGGUGUGUCGAGAAGCUACGAACGAAUGCGACUUACCCGAGCAAUGUACUGGCUUAUCGGGGGAAUGUCCAGUAGAUAUGUAUAAGAAGAAUGGGAGUCCUUGCGAAAGUAAUACGGGUCAAUGUUUCAAUGGGUUGUGUCCAACUUUAAGUGUGCAAUGCGAGCAUAUAUGGGGAUUAGGUGGAAUUGAAGCGGACUCACAGUGCUUUGAACAAUUCAAUUCAAAGGGAUCAAUCAAUGGCCAUUGCGGAAGUGACAGUAAUGGCAGAUUUGUUAAGUGUUCGUUAGAUAACGUGAAAUGCGGCUCGUUACAAUGUCAGUUGGGAAACAGAUAUCCAGUAGUAGAAGGAUUGGACCAACCGCAAGAUCACUCUAGGACUAUCAUAUCUAUCAAAGGUCAUGAAUACGAAUGCAAGACAACGGCUGGACGAAAGGACGUAAAUAAUCCGAAGACUUCCGAUUUAACGUAUUUGGGACUAGUCAGAGAUGGUACACCGUGUGGGGAAAACCUCAUUUGCCUUAACCAGACCUGCACUAGUAUAUUUCCUUACGUGAAACUAGAAAAAUGUCCUUCGAACCAACCCAUUAACGAGUGCUCUGGACAUGGGGUUUGCACCAACCAAAAUAAGUGCUACUGUGAUUCCGGUUGGACCGGCACUGAUUGCUCAAUUCAAGCAGAAAUGACUGAAACACCGCACGCUACAACCACUCCUGACCUACAACCUACAAAUCUUCAAGACCAAAUGCAAAAGAAAGAGACCCCCUACGAGGACUAUCACGGCUCGAACACGAUCUUUCUCGUAAGCACGCUCAUGUCGGUGGUAGGGGGUGUGUUCGUUGUAUUUGCUACAAUGGCCCUUUGCUACAGGUCAGUCGUAGUACACAAAAACUUCUCGCUCUGUCUAAGGAAGACAACCGUUAGUAAAUAUGAAAAAGCGUACAAGCAGCCCAUACCGAAAAACUACGUACUGGCAGGCAACCAUUCCCAGCAAGACUGUUUAGAAAAUACCGCUAAGCUCCUAACGUUAGGUCCUGGAAGUGUGACGUCCUUUGGUCGGGCUGAUUCGCAGAGAGUUCUGUUUCGUCCUUCAAACCACAUGGGAGCCGGAGGAGCUGCACAUUUCCAGGACCAUAAAAUGCAACAGUUAAAAAGAAUGGGUGUUGGAUCAUCCGGUGAAGAAGAUCAAGGACAUUCUGGCGAGGAAGAAAAUCUGUCCUUUAUAGACCUUCAGCACAAUAGUUUGAAGCUGCCGGAGAAGAAAGGAAUUCUGAAAAAGCACGAUUAUGGCAUAUUGAUGAUGGGGGAUGGUAAGGAGAAUUGGGUCAGCAGUGGUCCCAACGACGAGAUUAUAAGCCAAGUAGAUAUGUCCCAACUGGUAAGUGGACCUGGAGCGACGGAAGUGGAGAGGACGCUGAAGACACUCAACGGGUACCACGAGGACAUUAUAAAGGCGUUACGGAACGCUGCUUCCUCUCACAGGGGUACAUCAACUCCUAGUGGUAGCACAAGUGCAUUAAGUGAAGAAUUACUUAGGAGAAGCCUGGCACAAUGUGCAGAAAGUUACUCAGAUUAUAAAAGAAGUGGAAGUAAAGAAGACGUUUGUGAGCAGCAGGUGGUGAUAGAACACGAAGAAGAAGAAGACGACGAAGUCCCUCCUUGCGGCCCGAUCCGCAUUAGAAAUCUUGAAGAUUUGAUUCGGCAACUCGAGCAUCACUCGCGUCACAUGAGCCCGAGCGGUUCCGAAGAUAUUCGAAUGUCUGAAACCGAAGCCGACCGACAUUAUCGUCAAGAAUCCUCCUCGGCUUGCAGCGAGAGUUCGCAUCAAUCACAUAGGGAUUCCCGCUUCGUUUAUGGCCGGUAUAGGCAGCCAUCGAGUAGGCUACCUUACCCUCACCCCCAUAGUCAUCACCAAGUCGAGGAGGAAAGUAUAUACGAAACUGCAGACCACGAAAGAGGUGCACCAUGUGGUGAUACUCCUGAUAGUGAAAGUGAUGAAUUUAUUCAAGCUCAGCAGCAGCUAGCCCGGUGGGCGAGUGAGGACACGAUGGGGGGUCAGCCAGGCCCCAGCGGCGGUUCCGUAAACGUAGGCAGUGCCGUUCCUCGAGAGUACUACCCUUCGCCGAGCAGUUCGACGAGCGAAGAACCGCCGAGCAUUGCCAGGGCGCCGGCACCGACGCCCGGAAGCCACGUCCCCCACCCCGAUCACGCGACCAUCCACAGGCCGAAGAGAUACCCCGAAUACAAACACUGAUAGUGACUCCCGAGCGCCUACGAGGCGCUAUUCUCGCGUAGGCCCGAUCUUGACUUAGCCACGUAUACGCCCGCGAGGUAUAUUGACCACCGGCCGAAUCUAUCGUUAUCGAGACGAAUGGGCGCUCAAUUUGCGGACACUAUCAUUUAGCCACAGCACGCUAUAUAAAGUGCUGACCUGAGUGCAGUCGAUGCGAGACCGGCGAGUUACACACAAUAGAAUUAGGCCGGUUACACACUAUCAGGCACACCUGACAGGUCUUACUCUUUAGGUGUACCUGAUAGUAAGUGGCCGGACUAAGCACUGUCUGGAAACUUCGCAGCGCUACUUCCCGAUACGAGUCAGAUUUGUUGAAUAAAAACUACCUAGGUAUAUUUAACAUAGACUAACUAGAAGUAAAUCUCAUCUGACAAGAUUAGAUUUACUCACAUGGCUCGUGAUGGGAAGGAUGCUGCUAUUACAUUCUAAACAUGCUAAACUAUGUGUUGGAAUCUUAAUGUCGUUAUCUGUACAUUUAUUAUUUCCAAAAAACACCCUUAUGUAUUUUUUCUACCAAUUUCUAUGGUUGCUUUAUUUAAAGAAAAUAGCAGCUAAC
Messenger RNA from Diabrotica virgifera virgifera (western corn rootworm), 5836 nucleotides. RefSeq lists its product as uncharacterized. The coding region runs from base 1 to 5241 and encodes 1746 amino acids. The record is from RefSeq and is a predicted model, not a curated record. The transcript is spliced from 21 exons. Gene Ontology annotation, biological process: membrane protein ectodomain proteolysis. NCBI's taxonomy places the organism in Eukaryota, Metazoa, Arthropoda, Insecta, Coleoptera, Chrysomelidae. Gene Ontology annotation, molecular function: metalloendopeptidase activity; aspartic-type endopeptidase activity.